Bombus terrestris (buff-tailed bumblebee) is the source of this 3837-nucleotide messenger RNA. RefSeq lists its product as uncharacterized. The coding region runs from base 1 to 3837 and encodes 1278 amino acids. The record is from RefSeq and is a predicted model, not a curated record. Gene Ontology annotation, molecular function: nucleic acid binding. NCBI's taxonomy places the organism in Eukaryota, Metazoa, Arthropoda, Insecta, Hymenoptera, Apidae. Gene Ontology annotation, biological process: DNA integration. The transcript has 6 exons.
AUGCGCCAUUGGGAAUUGAUGCGCGGUUAUCCCGAAAUAGAAAAGGAAACUCCUGAAGCCAUUGAGGAUUUGAUGGAAACCAUCAGCGUAAAUCUCAAAGCGCUCGAAAGAUUAGGACAGUCGAUCGAUGUGCUAGACAAGAGGGCAUCUCCAAUUCGAGCCAGAGCACUGCUAGAUACUGGCUCUAGUAUGAAUUUCAUGACUGAGAAAUUCGCAAACUCCCUCGCCGAUCUACAAACGGAUCUCUCGCGAUUCUGGGAAAUCGACGAGGGACCAUCCACUACACAUUUAUCAGAAUCGGAAUUACAGUGCGAAGAACAUUUCCGUAACCAUGUCCGACGCAACAAGGAAGGGCGAUAUAUCGUCGCCCUGCCCUUCAACGAGAAGCUUCCCACACUUGGGACAUCAAAGUCCGUUGCAAUGAGUAGACUCGCCGCUCUUUCUCGCCGGUUCCAACGCGAUAAGCAAUUCGAAGCCGCGUACAACACGGUGAUCCAAGAAUAUUUAGACUUAGGUCAUAUGACCAAGAUUCCGCACACUCAGCCCUCAAAUAAUGGUUACUAUUUGCCGCAUCACGGCGUGAUAAAGGAAUCGAGCAACACCACUAAACUCCGGGUAGUGUUCGAUGGAUCAGCAAUCAGCACCACCGGAGUUUCUCUCAACGACACUCUGCAUACCGGACCCAAACUCCAAGAAGAUCUGGUUGAAAUUCUGCUGAGAUUCCGAUCACACCAGUAUGUCCUAACGGGUGACAUCGAGAAGAUGUAUCGACAAAUUCUCGUACGCCCAGACGAUCGUAAAUAUCAGCUGAUUCUAUGGCGCAAUUCCAACGGGGAAAUCGAUACUUAUCAGCUCAACACCGUGACCUUCGGACUAUCAGCUGCCCCAUAUUUAGCACUCCGCUGCCUGAAACAACUAGCAGAAGACGAAGGAGAUCGAUUUCCGCGAGCGUCAUCGGUUGUACAGCGUGAUUUCUAUGUCGACGACGCCCUCACCGGGGCCGAUACAAAGGAAGAGUUAAUAGCGGUACGACACGAACUCACGGACCUUCUCAGAUCGGGCGGCUUAAACAUCCGUGAAUGGGCAUCUAACGAUAAGGACAUACUGCGUGGACUAUCCGAGAAAGAUACAAAUCGAACACUACAAUUGGGUGAGUCACAGACAUUGAAAACUCUAGGUAUCUAUUGGAAUUCCCAGGAUGACACAAUACUAUACUCAGUUGCACCCACAGCGACCAUCACCCGUGUCACAAAGCGAUCAAUAAGUUCGGUGAUAGCCCGAAUUUAUGAUCCACUAGGAUUGCUCGCGCCAGUGAUUGUCAGAGCCAAAAUAUUGCUUCAACGCGUCUGGGCAUUAAAACUAGACUGGGAUGAAUCCUUGCCAUCCGAGUUGCAUACAGAAUGGGACCGAUACUAUAUCCAACUACCCUUGCUUAGUGAUACUCGAUUUCCUCGCAAAACGGUGGUCAAGGCAGCUACUCAGAUAGAACUACACGGUUUUUGCGACGCCAGUGAAAAGGCAUACGGGGCAUGUAUAUAUCUGCGCAGUCGCAGCUCGGAUGGACGUAUCGAAACCCAAUUACUCACCGCGCGAUCAAAGGUCGCGCCGCUAAAAUCCCUGACAAUCCCAAGACUCGAAUUAAGCGGAGCAUUGCUUCUCACCUCGCUAAUGUCCAUGGUAAAGACUUCCCUCACUAUAGACGUUUCUCGAAUAGUUUAUUGGACAGAUUCGACUAUCGUGCUCCAGUGGAUCAAGUCCUCGCCACAUACGUUAAAAACAUUCGUAGCGAACCGCGUGGCCGAGAUCCAAGCGAAAACCAACAUCGCCGAUUGGCGGCAUGUGCCUACGGAUGACAACCCAGCGGAUCUGAUCUCCCGAGGGCAGGCUCCCAAGGAAUUCCUGCGUCCAAACAUCUGGAAACACGGACCCGAAUGGCUCAAGCAGCAGCCGGAGAACUGGCCGAUCUGGAUCCCUACACCGUCGGGGGACAUCCCGGAACAGAAAAAAACGAUCUGUCUAACGACGAAUAACAACGAUAACCCCCUCCUCCACCGAUACUCGUCCUGGACCAGACUAAUCAGAGUCGUCGCUUGGUGUCUUCGAUGGAAACAUAAACAACACCUAGCUGCCCAUCUAACAACAGACGAAUUAACCAGGGCUCACAACAGGGUGAUCAAAAUCAUACAAUCCGGUCAUUUUGCGACGGAAAUUCGGACACUACAGAAAGAUCGAAGCAGGGACGUUGGAGGAAAACUACAGCCAUUAAAUCCCUUCCUCGACGAAGAUGGGAUAUUACGAGUCGGAGGACGACUAACCAACUCUUCUAUACCCUUCAAUCAAAAACACCCCAUUAUAUUGCCCAAAGCAUCUGUUACAGAGCUCAUCAUAGACCAGGAGCAUCGGAAAAACCACCACACCGGGACACAAGCUACCCUGUACGCGGUAAGAUUGCGCUAUUGGCCGAUCGACGGUCGUAGCCAAGUGUGGCGUACCAUUAAAAGGUGCGUCCGCUGCUGCAGAGCCAACCCGCCGCCAGUGGAAUAUUUGAUGGGUGAUUUGCCAGAGGCGCGCAUUACCGAAUCGCGUCCGUUUACGAACGUCGGAAUCGACUACUGCGGCCCAUUCUACAUCAAGGAGAGGAGGGAUCGCAACCGACGUAAAAUAAAAAUAUACGCUGCCAUAUUCGUUUGUCUAGCAACCAAGGCUGUCCACAUAGAGCUAGUCAGCGAUCUAACCACCGACGCUUUCCUAGCCGCCUUACGUCGAUUCAUUUCGCGGCGAGGACAUUGCGCAACCAUCCUUACCGACAAUGGCACCAAUUUCGUCGGGGCCAACCGGGAGCUGCAAGAACUCCGGACCCUAUUGCAGUCUGACGACCACAAGGAGAGGGUACAGACUUUUCUCGCCGACCGACAGAUCCAAUGGCGUUUCAACCCUCCAAACUCACCACACUUUGGCGGUUUAUGGGAAGCCGCGGUGAAAUCCUUCAAGCGCCAUCUCAUCCGCGUCGUCGGCACGGAACUCUUGACCUUUGAGCACCUUCAUACUCUUGUGGUUGAAAUUGAAGCCAUCCUUAAUUCACGCCCACUGACUCCCAUAUCAUCCGAUCCGAAAGAUCCCCCUGUCCUCACUCCCGGUCAUUUUCUAAUCGGUGACACACUCACGAAUUUACGGGAGCGUGAUUUCAGGACAGUUCCAUCAGGGCGGCUAUCAAGUUGGCAGCGCAUCCACCAGAUCAAACAGCAGUUCUGGAGCAGAUGGCAUCGAGAGUACCUCAACGAGCUAACCCGCCGCAAUAAAUGGGAUAAGGGCAAACAUGAUAUCCGAGAAGGCACCGUAGUAGUUCUCAGGGAGGAUAACAGCCGAGGCGUCGUCGAGCCCAUCAAUGUAUCGCCGGUUCUUCAAUUGAAUAGUUUCGUAGAAAAGGCCUACGUGACCCUGGUCACGUUGGUGUUUGCGGAACACGAGCGUGGUAGACCUAAGAAAAGACAAAUGGAUGCUAGAACGGUCAGUGUCAGUGGAGAAGCCAGAGAAUGUGAAUUGAGUGCGAGUUGCGUUGUCGAGGUAGUGUUGCUAGCGUUGUCUGAGCUUGUUGGAGUUAAUGAUAAGAUAACAUUGUGUCCUAGAGGUUUCAGCGGGCUGAAAAAUUGUUUCAACGGGGUGGAGUUUGAAGGAAUAUCAACAAAUAUCGUAGGAGUGAGAAUUGGUUCGGGCGACGAUAUAGAAAAUGGAAUGAUAUAUGCACGUUUGUCUUUGUUUCGACGAUUUGCAAAGAACGAAAGUCUCCUGUAUCAGACAGUUUGUCAGAAGGACGCAUCCAUUAUGACAGUAGCCUGA